AUGAGCGCCGACCAGUCUCCGCAGAACAACCCGCAGCAGCCCCAGCCCCAGCAUGACGACGACGACGACAUUCUCGUGACGUCGCCCACCUCGUAUGCCCUCCGCGAGUCUAUUCGUCGCACGUCGUCCUCCACCUCGGCCGAGAUGAAUCCAUCGUCGCUGCACUCGGCGCAGAGCGGAGACCAGGGCCGCUUACCGCGCUCCUCGUCUCGCAGCAGCAUAUUUAGCCGGGCGCCACCUCCGCCGCCGCCUCCGUACGCGCCACUGGUUUCUCCCGUCCCUCAGAGCGUUGCCAGUUCGCAGCGAAUGCCUCGCCCGUUGUCGAACCCGAACAUGGAGAGCCCACAGGAGCAGAGUCUGGAAGGCAGCGGCUGCUCGGGCCACUCGCUCGGGCCCAACUCGAUGCAAGUUGGAAGUAAUCAGCAGUUUGCUACUACAUUGGGAGUGCCUUUUGCAGCCACAAGCACUGGCAGCAGCUUUAAUCCUGCUGCUUCAACUGGUUUUGGAGGCGGCACAGAUUUUAGCCAAACUGCACCGGUGAAUAGCCAUGCGGGAAGUCGUCGCUCGGUCUCGAGACGCAGCAUCUUUAGCCGGGAGACGUUCAUGCUCACGCGUGGCGAGAAGGAGUCCCGCAUGACGGUGCCAGAAGGAACGCCGACGGAGAUUCGAUGUGAGGGCUAUUUGACGAAACGGGGACAUUUAUUCACGAACUGGAAGACGCGCUACUUUACGUUGCGUGGCAACGUGUUGGAGUAUUACUCGGGAGAAGAGAAGAGCAAGAAGUACGGCGCCGUGACGGUGGAAAAGGUAGCGACGUGGUCGGGCGAAGCUCAUGGAUUUAUGUUUUACACCACGAAACAGAUUCCGUACUACGUGUAUGCGUCAUCCGAGUCUGAGCGCUCGCGGUGGCUGCGUGCGCUGAAGGAUUUCAUGGUGGAGACGGAGGAAGUGAGCUGUGAAGGGUAUCUUACGAAGCGUGGCCACCUAGUUCCAAGCCAGCGCAUGGCGUAUUAUGUGUUGAACGGUACAUCGUUGCGCCACUAUGCGGACCAGCAAGCAUAUCGCGAGAAUCAGUCAGCGAUGGCUGAGGUAGAAAUACGAUCAGUUGCGCCAUGGGAGGGUGAGACAAAUGGUCUGAUGUUCAUGACUGUUACGGGCAACGUGUUUUACGUGAUUGCGGAUACUGUUGGCGAGCAGCAGAAGUGGCUAGCCACUGUAAAGAAAUCGACAGCCAGCGUUCCAGAGCCUGUCUCAUGUGCCGGGUAUCUGACGAAGCAGGGUCAUAAGCGCAAAAGCUGGAAGAAGCGCUAUUUUAUUUUGCGAGGGAAUUUGAUCUCGUACUACUCUGAUUAUGAUAUGGCAAAUAACACAAAGGGGAGACCCCUUGCUGAAGUGCUGGUCGAGGACGUGCAGAGUUGGGACGGUGAACCGUUCGGUUUCAUGUUUAUGACCAACGAGCAGGUGCCAUACUACGUGUAUGCCGACAACGAUCGCGAGCGUAACAAGUGGAUGAAUGCAUUGAACAAGUUGAACGCUGUGGAGGAGGAACCCCAAGUUGACAAGAAGCGUUGCUCGAAUUGCAACGCAGUUCUUACGGGGUCUCGCUUCUGCGGAGCAUGUGGCUUCAAUUUGCGCGGAACUACGCUGGGUGAGCAAUCGGCGCAUGCACAGAAUCGUAAUGACGACGGAGAUGACGACAUUGAUGGACGCGACAUGGAUGAGGAAACAACACCCUUCGAUGAGCUGGAAGCACUAUCUGAGGGUGCAAGAACGCUGUUGCUUGCUGUUAUGCAGACCCCGGACGGCGUAGAUAUUGGUGAAAGAGAAAACACGCAUACCAACUGGAUGACGAGGGGCCCCUCGCAGCCUAGCGGUAGCAAUAACUCGGCCAGGUUUGAUCAGGAUAUCGCGGAUGCUUCCAGUGAAGCAGGCACUGAUCCAAAGGUGGAGGGUAGUUCAGACGACGAAGACGUCAGUGCUGACCCGAAUGAGUUAACGCCGACGCCUCAUUCACCCGUGCGACGACCUGUCGAAGAGUCAGGCAGUGGUGCUGCAUCUCCGGCCUCGUCACCACGUACGUAUCGUGAAACUCCAUCAGCAGCCGUGGCUCCACCGACGCCCCCAAAAGCUAAGAAGGAUACGCUGAAGCCUAACUUUGGCAUUGUAGAGUCUGAACCCAAGAGGAGUAGCUUCACUUCGUUUAGUGACUCUGAAGAAGAGUGCAAGGCAGAGCCACAGUCUGCUCCUCGGCCAUCCCGCACUUCUUCACGUUCUUCAGCAGGCUUGCUCAUGGCUGGUAUGGGCCGCCGCAAAACAAUUGCAAUGCUGGCAAUGGAGUCGAGUAGUAGUGAUGAGAGCGGGGAUGAUUCUCAGCUUCCGACGAAGCCGCCUCCUGGCGUGGAUGGGAAGGAUGAGAACGAACAGAAGGAUCACAGCGGGGACGAGGAGAAGGCGGUGGCCGACGAAGAGGCAGGCACCGAGCGCAAGAGUUCUGCUGACUCGUUAGAGCUGGACACUCGUGGGAUUUCAGCCUUCGACGAGCCCGUACAGGUGCCAAAGCUGAAGCAUCCCGCAAACGUGUCCAUCCGGACAAGUGAGCGCACUGAUAAGAAGGAUAUUUACAACUUUAUGGAGCGAGAGCUUGAUUUCACGCCGCAAUUUGUGCCAUCGGCCGAUUCUCCAGUGCGUUGCCGGUUUUAUAGUUCGAUGGCGUACACGACAGCAAAGAAAGUCAUUGUGUUUCUUUCUGAUUCCGGCCCUCUUGGCCUUUGGAAGCAAGACCCGGAGAAUGCAAAGCUGACGGUUGACCACAAGUGGUCAAUGAUACCGUACUUCAGCCGUGCGCAAGAAGAAGGCUUUGGAAUUGUGGUAUGUAACCCGUUCUCUAACUCAGCUGUCGUGUAUGAGGCGGGAGGAUUUGAGCGUGAGGUCCCGAUUCCGAACUCUUCAUCGCCGAAGGAGCAUGUCCUUUUCGUGUGGGACCAAUUUAUUACGAAAUGCAAAGGUCAAGUGUCAAUAAUCGCGUAUGCACGCGGUGGUGCGCUUGUGAAGUCCAUUUUGGAAACGUACGAGCUCAGCGCGCGUGAAAAGAUUCAUCGCGUUGCGUUGAUUGAGUCGAAGCAUGAAAUUGACCACAGUGAAUCCCCUGGUGUGUUGGAGCUUCUCGGUCGCCGAUCGAUUAAUUGGGAGGCAUCAUACGAGCCGCUUGGUGCUCAGAUUGUGGAUUCCCAAGCGCGAGUGAACUGCGUGUGUCUGUCACUGGGGUUUAUGCCGUCUCAGGAAGCAGACAACACACCGAAGACGCUGGAGAAGGCGGAAGAUCCCGCAUUCGUAUUCAUCGCCGCGAACCCAAGCCAACCUGGCAUGACUGCUGUUGUCAAGCACGUACGGUCGGAACUGCGCAGACUAAAGACAGCUCCGAAGCCUACUGGUCGCGCACCGAAGUCUAACAUCAUUGUGAUUGGUGAAACGGAUGGCAAUGGGCCGAGCGAUGUGUCAGGCAGUGCUGAUGAAGGAAAGAGUGGGAACAAGAUUAGCGAUAGUAAUGAUGAUGAUGAAAGCAAGAUCAAGGCCACAUACUAUCUGCCGAAACCGGUACCGAAGCCCAAGCGUAACUCUGGAUCGAGCGCUGUAGCUAGUGACACGCAUCAGCGUCCGAUUUCUGACAAGGACUUCGAGCUGAUGAAAGUUGUUGGUCAAGGUGGGUUUGGUAAGGUCUUUUUGUGUCGAAAGGUCACACCUCCACGUCUGGGCGAGCAUUACGCCAUGAAGGUGUUGAAGAAGCAACAGGUCGUUUCGUCGGGCCUCGUUAACACGACGAUGGCUGAACGUAAGAUCCUGACGGAUAUCUCCCACCCGUUUGUCGUAAAGCUCCACUACGCCUUCCAGAGUGAAUCAAAGCUGUACCUCGUGAUGGACUACCUCAGUGGUGGGUCUCUGGCCACGCAUUUGCGGCGCCGGCGUAAAUUUCCGGAGGAGUGGGCUCGCUUUUACGCCGCCGAAGUUGCUGCUGCCAUUGCACACCUCCACAGUGCGAACAUCAUUUACCGUGACGCAAAGUUGGAAAAUGUUUUAAUGGACCACGACGGCCAUGUGCGCAUCACUGACUUCGGUCUGUCGAAAGUUGGCGUCUCUGGCUUGAAGGGCGCUACGACCUUUUGUGGUACAGCUGCUUACAUUGCGCCUGAGCUAUUGAAAGGCAGGGCAUACGGCAAAGCUGCUGACUGGUGGUCAUUUGGCAUUUUGCUGUACGAGAUGAUAGGUGGGAAACCACCUUACUAUCACCGCAACCGAGACAUUAUGUUCCAGACUAUUCUGAAGCAGGAUUGGGUCACUUUUUCUCCCAGCUUCUCGGACGCUGCAAUUUCGCUGAUUAACGGGCUGCUAACACGCGACCCAAUGAUGCGUCUCGGUAGUGGCCCGCGGGGUGCCGACGAGGUGUUGACGCACCCUUUCUUUGACAGCAUUGAUUGGCCAGAGCUGCUGGAGCGCCAGGUACAACCUCCGUUUAACCCGGGUGUUGGGAAGAUGGAUACGCAUUAUGCGCCUCGCAACAUGAACGAGAUUACAGCGCGUGAUCGUGCACCGAGUGUGAUGAUGGCAAAAACUGAUCGUCCGAACGACUUUGACGGGUUUAGCUUUGUCGGACGGCCAUCCUCGCUGUCGAAUGUGUGA
Molecule: messenger RNA, 4674 nt
Organism: Peronospora matthiolae
Lineage: Eukaryota; Oomycota; Peronosporomycetes; Peronosporales; Peronosporaceae
Source: the annotation of a GenBank genome assembly